AUGCCGCCACCGGAUAGGUACGCUGAGAUGUCCCUGGAAGAGCUUCAUGAAGAGGCCUGCGGAUACCGGCUUACAAAUAUACCGGAUGAUAGGACGAGGUGCAUCGAGCUUCUGAUGGCUCAUCUAAAGACGAAUGGCCCGUUGCGGGAAAUGCAGCAUUCUUCAAAUACUGCCGUUGGUGAAGAGGAGCAACCGACUUUAUCUACCCCAGGCAGUCCAAGGUCGGAACAAUCUAAUCAAUAUUACACAAUUAAAAGGGGAACAAAGGUCAAUGAAAACACUCUCGAUCAUCUUUGUACCGCAUUAACUCAACAGCUUAAGUUGCAGAAUGAGUCGAUGAAGCAACAACAGCAGUUAUUUCAGCAAAUGCUAGCUGCCCUGUCUGUCAAUCAAGGACAAAUGUCUCAGCCGUCACAACCAGUGGUAACUCCUUCAUUUGCCAGCACCCAGGAUCGGCCCUAUUUGAGGGAUGUCAUGGGAGCCGAGGGUUCUACCGCACCAGCAGGCAAUUCAGUUAAAUUCCUAUCAUCACAGAUCCCCACCUUCGGUGCCUCUGAAGAGGAGGACGUUGAACUGUGGAUUGAGAAGAUCGAGAGCGUUGCCGAGAUUCACAGGCUCUCGUCAGUGGUGAUGCUGUCUGCUGCAGCCGUCAAGCUCACAAAGUCGGCACGGCGUUGGUUUGAUUUGAGUUCUGGCGAAGUGAAUCGGUCAUGGCUUUGUUUCAGAGCCGCCAUUACAGAUCGUUUUAAGAAGAAAAUCCUUUACGACGUGGUCAGGAAGAGGGCAGAAGCUCGUAAAUGGAAUCCCAUAUCAGAAUCCUUCCAGGACUAUUCAAUGGAGAAACUGGCUCUCAUGCGAAAUUUGAAACUGGAAGAUGGGGAUGCCAUUCAGCUGUUGAUCAGUGGUAUCAAUGACAUUUAUGUCAAGUGCAUUGCGUCUUCUUUAAGGGUGGACUCUCUUAAUCAGUUCCUCAGAGAGAUGCAGCAUAUCACCGGAUACUGUGGUGAUUCUUUCAAAAGAGUUGCCCCUGUGAACAAGUUUGAAAAGUUCAAGGAGGGCAAUCCCAAAUUCACCAAGACUGGCGAUUCAAAUAGUACAUCUGCGAAGGGUGCUCUACAAUUGAAGACGGGGAAAGCUGAGCUCCACUGCGUUUACUGCAGGGGCAAGGAUCAUAUACGGAAUGAUUGCCCGAAGCUGAAGAAGAAGGAGGCAAAGGCAUCCCAUCCUACGAACCAGCCUACUUCCGUUGCAGCCGUCGAGUCUCUGACUGACGUGAGUUCAGAGAUUGCCUGCGUUCAGGGUAACAUUGUAAAAAAGUCUUUCGCCGACCCCGUGGUCAAAGUUGUUAAAUUAGAUACACGCGUCUGUGAUAACUCAGCGUUAGUGGACACAGGAAGUCCGAUCUCUUUUAUCAAUGCUUCCGUAUUUAGUAAAUUUUCUAAAUCUCGCGAUGUUUCUUUGAAAACUCCAGGUAGAUGUUAUAAAACACUUAACGGUCAAGUUAUAAGUAUUUUAGGUAUCUGGUCUACCAGCAUCAUUUUCAAGGACUUGCCUACUCUGUUGGCUAGUAUCGACUUACACGUUUUAAAAAAUGAUGCCUUUUCGGCGGAUCUCAUUAUUGGUCGCGAUUUUCUCUCUAAAUAUGAGAUUGAUGUGUCAAUUAGAACCAAAGAAGAAAAAGUUAAAGUCGAGUUAUUCUCGGAAAUUGCUUUUAUUGAUAGCGUGGAGGAAUCCACUGUUCCUAACGUCCUUUUGAAUUUGCGAGCGGAUUUGGACCAGAUCACCUAUAAAAAAUUAGUAUCUACAUUACAAGAAGUAGAAAACAUUGAAGUAACUCCACCGCAGCAGGAUUAUUUCGUAACCAUUUCAUUAAAAGACGAUUCCGUUUUUGCAUAUGCUCCUAGACGUUUUGCGUGGGCGGAACGCAUAAAGAUAAGAGAGAUCACGGAUGACCUACUCGAUCGCGGUAUUAUUAAACCUAGCACCUCUCCCUAUUGCGCUAGGGUGGUGCCCGUUAGAAAGAAAAACGGCACUAUAAGACUGUGCGUAGAUUUACGUCCGCUCAAUAGCAGAGUGGUUAAACAGAAGUAUCCGUUUCCGUUGAUAGAGGACUGUUUAUCCCGAUUGAGUGACAGAUCAAUUUUCACGUUGUUGGACCUCAAGGAUGGUUUUUAUAAUAUUAAGUUGCAUCCGGAUGUUACCAAGUAUUUUGCUUUUGCCACACCAGACGGGCAGUUCGAGUAUACUAGGUUGCCCUUUGGAUAUUGUGAGGCGCCUGCAGAAUUUCAAAAGCGUCUAAUCCAGAUUUUGCGUCCAUUGAUUAAAGACGAUAAAAUCAUCGUAUACAUAGAUGAUAUUCUGAUACCAUCCUUUUCCAUUGCUGAAAAUCUAUCUACACUCAAACUAGUUCUUAUCGAACUUAAAAGAGAGGGUAAAAAAAUGGCGCAUGUGGAUGCGCUUAGUCGCGUUGUCAAUUUAGUUGAGGCUCUGCCACUCGAAAAAGAGUUAGAAUACAGACAAUUGCAAGACCCCCGAUUGAAAUUUUUAGCUAGAGAUUUAGAAUUCGAAAGUCACGAGAAGUUCGACUUAAUUGAAGGUCUUGUUUUUAGAAAGGGUCCAGAUAAACCCCGAUUCGUGAUUCCUGAGUCAAUGAUCAUGAACAUUUUACGCAUAUCACGAUGA
Messenger RNA from Camponotus floridanus (Florida carpenter ant), 2682 nucleotides. RefSeq lists its product as uncharacterized. The transcript has 2 exons. Lineage: Eukaryota; Metazoa; Arthropoda; Insecta; Hymenoptera; Formicidae. The record is from RefSeq and is a predicted model, not a curated record. The coding region runs from base 1 to 2682 and encodes 893 amino acids.